Osmerus eperlanus (European smelt) is the source of this 1867-nucleotide messenger RNA. Its product is annotated as GTPase IMAP family member 9-like. The record is from RefSeq and is a predicted model, not a curated record. Gene Ontology annotation, molecular function: GTP binding. Lineage: Eukaryota; Metazoa; Chordata; Actinopteri; Osmeriformes; Osmeridae. The transcript has 2 exons. The coding region runs from base 248 to 1324 and encodes 358 amino acids.
GCGAAACCAAAAAAAUACUCUGCAAGGUACCUUACUUGCAGAGUUAUUCGACUAUUGAGUCCAGCUAGUAGAACUAUAGCGUUAUGUAAACCUCGACUUUGUGUCUUAGUGUGGCAUAGUGUAUAUAGCCUCCAGUUUUAACGCCAGACAAGACGACUCGAAUAUCAAACUGAAGUUGGUAAAAGCCCAGUGAGAACGCUGACUUUCCUACUCACAACGUUGCAAUAGUCAGACCUGCACAAGAACAAUGUACCGCAUUGGACCAGCUGAAUUGAGGAUUGUACUGCUUGGUAAAACUGGCGUGGGGAAGAGUGCCACAGGAAACACUAUUCUGGGACGAGAUGUGUUUCGUUCUGAGUCUGGCUUUUCUUCAGUUACCAAACAAUGUCAGCUGGCAACUGCUGUUAUUGGAGAGCAGACCAUUUCUGUUGUUGACACUCCAGACUUCUUCUAUUCAACACACACAGAGGACUUGGACUCAGAGAUCAGGAGAAGUAUUACUCUGUGUGGCUCAGGGCCUCAUGCCUUUGUUUAUGUUCUGAAGCUGGAAACAUUCACAGAGCAAGAGGCAGAUGUAGUGAAAGUGAUUCAGAAACGAUUUGGGGAGGUUGCCGAUAAGUACACCACUAUUGUGUUCACUCAUGCAGAUAAACUGAAUGGUGCAAACCUGGAGGAAUUUGCAGAGGACAAUAUAGUCUUAUUAGGCCCAAAUGGUGAGCGAUGUCCCAUAUUUAAUAAUAAAGACAGAGCAAACAGGCAGCAAGUAACUGAGCUGCUGGAGAAGAUCAGCAUAAUGGUGACAGAGAAUGAAGGGAGCUACUACACAGUGGAGAUGCUUGAUGAGGCAGAAAGAAAGGCAGAGGAAGAGAUAGAGAUGCUGCGAAAGGAGAUACACAGGAAGGAAAACUCCAAACUACCGUGGUGGAGAAGGAAGUUAACCAUUUUACAGCUGAAACCAAAACAUGUAUACAUGUUAAGUGUGCUUGUUGUAUUUGCAAUGGGAGGGGUUUCAGUCAGAAAACAAGGCCCUUUCAACUUAACCAUGUUCAUGACAGGCAGCCUAAUAGCACUUUUAGCUGAAGGAGUUGGGAGUGUAUCAUACUGGACCAUACAGACCAUUUUAAUAAGGUUGGUACGGCAAUAUCGGCUUCCUCUUGGGAAUAAAAUGCAUACAUUACCUAUAACAGUGAUGGGUAUCACCACAGCCUCAGGGUUUGGUGGAGGGUUAGGGUUAUGGUUAGGAAACACACUUGCCAUAGGAGGAGCUGCUCCAAUAGGUGCAAUAGCUGGACUGUUAGGAGCAGUUGGAGUUAUGUUAUGUUGAAAAAAGAACACAUUAAAUUAGUAAUCUGUAUUUAUGUAUCUAAAUGUACAUUUUUGACAUGUACAUUUUUCACCCAGAUAGGCCUCACCUUUUUUUAGGUGCUGUAGCUGUAGACAUGAUACUUUGCAACUCUAACCAGUCGCCAACUUGUACGAUAACGCAUAUAGCUGUAGAAUCAGAAAACUCGCAGAUUUGGAUCUGAUAUUUGUAGUUAAUGUUAAAUUAUACUUAACAUCAGACAUACAUUAUCCAUUUUAUAUUGGUCCCUAAAUGGACCAAUAUAAAAUGAUAACUAACAUUUUCAUCAAGGUUGCAAUUGUGUAUGUAUUGUAGACCUAAUUAAUCCUUUUAAUUUCUAAUGCCUAUAAUUAUUUUAGUGAUCAUUUUCACGAUUGUAAUGAUAAUAGGUUUUAUCCAGCAAGGCCGAUUAAGAAGCAGAUUUAUCAACCCAAGGACGUGUGCAGACAUCCAGCCUGCAAAAACUUCUAAGUGCUGGAACAACUCACACCACACUGAAGUUGAAAUGCUGUGUAUUGCUCUGAU